Molecule: messenger RNA, 1221 nt
Organism: Daucus carota subsp. sativus
Lineage: Eukaryota; Viridiplantae; Streptophyta; Magnoliopsida; Apiales; Apiaceae
Product: urease accessory protein G
Exons: 7
Coding region: 107-949 (280 amino acids)
Molecular function (GO): nickel cation binding; GTPase activity
Source: RefSeq, a predicted model, not a curated record
UGGCCUGCCAAGGCUAUUUGUGCACUUCUACUUCAGUCCCAGCCUCUUACUUUUACAAAUCCAGUAGUACACAGUACAGUGACAAAAGCACAGAAACCAAAGUCAAAUGGCUUCAGAAGAUCACCAUAUGCAUGAACAUGACCAUCACAGCCACGCCCAUCAUCACCACACCCAUGACAAAUCUGAGGGCAACUCAAGCACAUCAUGGGUAGGCAAAGAUGGGAAGGUUUAUCAUAGCCAUGAUGGUCUUGCACCACAUUCACAUGAGCCCAUUUACUCACCUGGCUAUUUUACAAGAAGGGCACCUUUACUUGUUAAUAGAGAUUUCAAUGAAAGAGCCUUUACUAUUGGUAUUGGUGGGCCUGUUGGAACUGGGAAAACAGCUUUAAUGCUGGCACUGUGCAAGACUUUAAGGGAUACGUAUAGUCUUGCCGCGGUGACAAAUGAUAUAUUUACAAAAGAGGAUGGUGAGUUCUUGGUGAAGAACGGAGCACUUCCCGAGGAAAGGAUACGCGCUGUUGAGACAGGAGGAUGUCCUCAUGCUGCUAUUCGGGAAGACAUCAGCAUUAAUCUUGGUCCACUUGAGGAGCUCUCUAAUUUGUACAAAGCUGAUAUGCUUCUGUGUGAAUCUGGGGGAGACAAUUUGGCUGCCAACUUUAGCAGGGAACUGGCUGAUUAUAUAAUCUAUAUAAUAGAUGUAUCCGGCGGUGACAAAAUUCCACGAAAGGGAGGCCCUGGGAUUACACAGGCUGACCUCCUUGUAAUCAACAAGACGGACCUUGCAGCAGCUGUUGGAGCUGAUUUAGGAGUUAUGGAGCGUGAUGCACUACGUAUGCGGGAUGGUGGACCAUUUGUGUUUGCUCAGGUCAAGCAUGGACUUGGUGUAGAAGAAAUAGUGAACCACAUUAUACAGUCUUGGGAAGCUGCAACCGGGAAGAAGCGUCACUAGAUCCCUUUACGCGAGUGAAGAUUUACUUGUAGAAUGUACACUAAAAUGCUUCAGAAGUCGAAACACUGAUACCAUUCAAGUCUCAGUACUGGCUUUGUCCACCACCAGCUACAUUGUCCAAAGACAUUCAACAAAAAGUUGUAGCCAACAAAACAACCAUGAAACUUUUUGUAGGAGUGAUAUCUCCAAUGUUCUUCAUUCUCCUCCAGAAUUUCUGUUGGAGACUUUACGACGUGAUUCUUCUAUUUAAUGAAUUUGGUUCUUGUCUAAAA